UUCCAUUCUUCUGGCAUGAAAGAAGUCAAGGGAUGUUCUCCCGUUAAAAAAAACAGAAAAGAAAAGAAAAAACAAGUUUGAGAGAUGGGUCAGUGUGAGAAGGGAUGAGUUGAAGAAAGAAAGAAAGGAAAGCUGUACUGGAAUGUUUCAUCUUUUUGUUAUAUGAAAAUUUUUUUAAAAAUCCCAGUCUCAAAGUGAGUUUCGGGACUUUGUGUCUUCAGCGGUGGUUUCGGAGCGACAUGGCCGCCCAGCGCGUCCCUCUGAGCGGCUGCUCUCAGCACUCUGACCCGGGCUCGAACAGCGAGCGGAGCGCUGAUUCCCCUCUGCCCGCCUCGGAGAGCGACUCGAGCGGCCACGUGUCCCCGCCCAACCCGGACUGGACCGAGGAGCGGUUCCGUGUGGACCGAAAAAGACUAGAAACCCUGUUAUUAGCAGCCAGUGAAGGGCGAGUCAUCGGAGGAGAGGAUUUUUUCCAGAAGAUCAUGGAUGAAACGAGCACUCAGAUCGCCUGGCCUUCCAAACUGAAGAUCGGAGCCAAAUCCAAAAAAGAUCCUCACAUUAAGGUCAGUGGGAGGAGAGAUGAUGUGCGAGAAGCGAAAGAAAGGAUCCUGGCUGUUCUAGACACGAAGAGUAAACGUGUGACGCUGAAGAUGGACGUUUCACACACGGAGCACUCGCACGUGAUCGGGAAAGGAGGGAACAACAUCAAACGUGUGAUGGAGGAGACGGGCUGCCACAUCCACUUCCCCGACUCCAACAGGAACAGCCAGGGGGAGAAGAGCAACCAGGUGUCUAUAGCAGGGCAGUCAGCAGGAGUGGAAACAGCCAGGGCUAAAAUCCGGGAGUUGAUGUCAUUGGUGUUGAUGAUUGAGUGUGGCGGAUUUGUCGAGUCUCUCGACCUCGGCUCUCCAGUCGUCCAGCACAUCGCACAGUCUUGCGGCGUCGCCAUUACGUGCAAGCCGCCCUCCCAUAUCUACGGCAACACCGCCGUCGUCCGUGGCAACCAAAGCAACGCCGCAGCAGUCAAGCGUGCUGUGGCUCUGCUGUUGGAUCAUCUGGCUGGUUCCAUGUCUGGCUCGGUGACGGUCAGCACUCAGCUGGACAUCGCGCCUCAGCACCACCUGAGCCUCCUGGGCCGAAACGCCGCCAACCUCAAACACAUCAGCCAGCGCACCGGCGCCCACAUCCACUUCCCCGAUCCCAGCACGCCCUCACACACUCACGCUCACACACGCCGCUCCAGCGUCUACAUUCAGGGCAGCAUCGACGCCGUGUGUGACGCCAGGCAGCAGCUCAUGGGCUGCUUGCCGCUGGUUUUAAUGUUCGACAUUAAGGAGGAGGCUGAGAUCGAGCCCCAGUGCAUCGCAACUCUUAUGGAGCAGCUAGACGUCUUCAUCAGCAUUAAACCCAAACCCAAACAACCCAGCAAGUCUGUGAUUGUAAAGAGCGUGGAGAGAAAUGCGGUGAACAUGUACGAGGCACGCAGGCUGCUCCAGGCUCUGGAGAGUGCGUGCGGAUCCUCUCCCAGUCCCCCCGUUUCUUCUCCUUUUCCUCUGGGUACCAACAGCGUCCCUGUUAAUGACCACAGCUCCUCCUCGUCACUCCUCAACCCUGUCGGACUGGAUGUCUUGGCCUCAGCUGGACUGGGACUAAGCACUCUGGGCCUCUUGGGUUCCCCGGACCUUCCCGCCCAUAACGGCUCGUCCGAUUCUAACUCUGUUCUAAACGGGCAUGGUUCUGUCCCAAAUGGACCUAAUGAUGUAGUCGGGACACUACAGAGCAGCAACCAUACACACACCCUCUCUCCGUUACAGGGGCCUUCCCUCUGGACCAACACUCACACGACAUCAGGCAACACUGCAGGGUUCUCCUCUGUCCUGAUGUUGCAGUCUGUCGCUCAGGGUUCUCUCAGUGGCCUGCUGCUGUCCGGAGUCCACGGUUACAGCCAGAAUUACACACAGAGUCCCUCUCUCACACACUCGCACACUCACACUCACACGCACACUCCUUCGCCCCCACCGGGACUGGCGCCAAUACACAAACCAGUGAGCACAGAGCAGCUCAAAACACAUAGGCCUUCUAUGUACAGAGGGAUUUCAUCCGUGUCACUUACUGAAUCCAUGCUGGAAGCACAGGAAGUUAACGGGCACAGCCACUCAGAAGCUCUUUCAUCCAAAUCUAGCUCUGAUGAAGGCUCGGACACGUUUGUCGAAGUGGGCAUGCCCAGAAGCCCUUCCCACUCAGCCAAUGGGAGCGAGCUGAAGCAGAUGCUGGCUUCCUGUUCGGUGUCGUCAGGGAAACGGCAGACUGUCGAACUGCUCCAAGGCACCAAGAAUUCACAUCUCCGAUCUGAAUGUUUAUUGUCGGAUUCUGAGCCUGACGCUGUAACUGAUAAGAGAGCACCAGGCAGCGAGAGAGCAGCAGAGAGGAACAGACUGGCACCUCAUGUACAAGCCUAUGACUAUGAACAGAAGAAGCUACUCGCCACUAAAGCCAUGCUGAAGAAGCCAGUGGUGACCGAGGUUCGGACCCCGACCAACACGUGGAGCGGGCUCGGCUUUUCCAAGUCCAUGCCUGCAGAGAGCAUCAAGCAGCUCCGCAGAGCCAGCCAUACAGCCUACAAACCCUCAGUUAACACUACGGGCACUCCUCUCUCCGUAUCAUGCGCAGGGAACAGGGAGACUCAGAGUAUCGACGGCGACGGUGAGAGCUGGUGCACGAGAAACGGAAGCUGUGUGAGGAACGGUAGUGGAGCAGGAGCAACACGCACGUUCCCCUCCACCAUCGGCGCUCCGGAGAGGAGCAAGAGCAGGACCGCUAUGGAUCAGUACCUGAGCAGCAGUAACUAUAUGGAGUGUAUCUCGUUCAUGGGUGGCAGUAAGGCGUCGUGUCUGAGCUCCUCUGUUAAAGGUACGGACCUGCCCGAGCUCUUCAGCACUCUGGGACUGGGCAAAUACACCGACGUCUUCCAGCAGCAGGAGAUUGACCUGCAGACGUUUGUCACGCUGACUGAUCCAGACCUGAAGGAAUUGGGAAUCACGACGUUUGGAGCACGUAGGAAAAUGCUGCUGGCUAUCUCGGAACUGAAUAAGAGCCGACGGGAGCUUUUCGAGCCUUCGAACGUACGCACGUCGUUCCUGGAGGGCGGAGUGAACAGCCGCCUCGCGCGACACUUCCACGCCGACGUGGCCAGCGUGAGCGGGCGCUGGUGACGGGGGGCAAAAAGCACGGCAAUAAAAUCUACUAAUACCUCUGUGGUACUAGUUAACGGUACCUCUACAUGGACUACACACCUUCCCCUUUCUAAUGUGGAGAUUCUGAUCACUUGGAGCAAAUCCUUUUCAUUCUAUUCAAGCAGGCUGGAUAAUGUGGAAAGCCAUAAGGGCCAAUAAGAUCCGAUUUUUAGCCAAAAUUGCCACAAGUGCCGAAAAGCAAACCGUUGACUGUCCUCAGAGGUAGGUCGGGGAUGACGGGAGAAGGGGAGGGUUGGCUGCUAGUUUGUUGUUCAGAGUUAAACGUGUGUUAAAUCGUAAACUGACGCAGUGUUAUUACCUGUAACGGUACUAGUUUAUUGUUAAGAAGCAGGCACACAUGGGCGCAUUAACUUUGGUACUCCUGCCUCUUCUGGCAUAUUGAAGUAUCAGUAUUAAGCACUUUAAGAUAGCUUUUACAUGCGUGUGUGUGUGUGUGUGUGCGCGUCUGUGUGUGUGUUGCAUGUCAAUCCAGUGCCAAAGCACUUACCGACCGUCAAAGUUCAAAGGUCAAAGUUCAAGCUUGAGGCCUUGUUGAUUAUAUUGGUACAUAUCGGUGUUAUUCAUUGGUGUUGUUAUAAGGCUGCACUUACUCUAGUGUAUAUUUAAUUUUUAAAAAAUUUUUUUUACUAUAAACAUUUUCAAUUUAUAUAUUUACUUUUCCUUAAGAAGCAUUAGUUUACAUUUUUUUUAUCGUCUCAUAUUGUACUUAUGAGUUCAUUUGUGGAUAACCUUGUCAGUUUUUUUGUUUUGUUUUGUUUUGUUUUUUUUCUCAUCAUGCCUCCAGAUUUUCAAGGUAAAAAAGCAAUUCAUGGCGAUUGAUAUCCAUGAUGGAAUUCAUCAUUAAAUUUUUUUUUUUUUUUUUUUUCCCCAUUCCGUAUUCUCGCGAUCGUUUAUUUAAUCGGGACACAUUCUGUAAAUCUGACUAGCAAUUCAGUCUUAAGAAUUCACUCAGGGCUUUCGUUACAGGACCCGAAAAUCAGCUUGAUUAACUCCUGAGUCUGUGUUUUCAUUUACAGACACUAUUUCAGGAUUAUCCUACAAUCUAGACUACAAAAAAAAAAUCUAAUUUACACUUUUAUGAACUUUAAUUCAACCUCAAAUGUAAUGACCCAGCUGAGAUGCGUGUUUUGUUUUGUUUUGCACUAAAGCUAUGAGGCUCAUACAGGUAAUAUCAGACCAACAUAGACGUCUCUCCCACCGACAGGCUUUAGGCUCAACAGUAUCAUCGAUUUGAUCUAUACAGACGAAUUUACACCUCUGUAUGAACAUCAUCAUCGACUGUAUAACUUAAGAACUUUCCAGUACAAUUGAAUACUCCCCUGUCUUCUUCGCUGUAGCACUUGCGCUGUUCUAGCACACUGUGUUGUGAACUUGAACAAAGUUCAGAUCUUGGUGUCGUCGCGUAUGAAUUGAAGCGAAACUCUAAUGGGGGCGGGUUUAAGUUGCCAAAGCUGGCCGCCUUUUCCACAACGUUAAUGCUUUAGGCUACACAGCGAAUUGAAGUUUAUAGAUUACAGGAAGUCCCACUGUGUCCUAAACCUCUAUAACAUCAUACUGGGAUAGUUUUUGAAGAACUGGAUGGGGUUUGAGGCUGAUGGUAAAGAUUGGUAGAAAAGAGAUUUCUCGUUUUUAUUAGCUACGUUAGCCUCCUAGUGCUGGUGCAACCGCAACACCGAAAAAGGCAAACAUGCCAUGACUGCUCGAAAUUUUACAUUUGUUUUGUCAUUUUCUUUUCCAGUUCCCCUUAGACCUGUGGCACAUUUCCUAUUGUUUUGGAUCUUAUAUAUAUAU
Messenger RNA from Ictalurus furcatus (blue catfish), 5045 nucleotides. RefSeq names its product BicC family RNA binding protein 1a (gene bicc1a). Lineage: Eukaryota; Metazoa; Chordata; Actinopteri; Siluriformes; Ictaluridae. Gene Ontology annotation, molecular function: RNA binding; protein binding. Gene Ontology annotation, cellular component: cytoplasm. The record is from RefSeq and is a predicted model, not a curated record. The coding region runs from base 240 to 3212 and encodes 990 amino acids. The transcript is spliced from 21 exons.